AUGUCAGAGGCUUUCAUCCAGCGAAUAAAGGAUCUGGAGGCAGAGCUGGAGAAGCUCAGGUCCCAGCAGAAAGAGAGGAGCGAAGCUGGAGAAGACGGGGAGCUGGUGUCCAACCCGUCUCCGGAUGAGAACUGCAGAGCUGAUGGCAGCGGUAAAAAGGGCAAGAAAGCAAGCAAAGAGCGUCCUUUCGACUUCUCGGCCCACCCUCGGCGCCACGUGGCCCUGCGGCUGGCCUACCUGGGGUGGUCCUACCAGGGGUUCGCAGUUCAGGAGAACACAGACAACACUGUGGAAGCCAGACUCUUCGAGGCGUUGCUAAAGACGCGGCUGAUUCGGGACAGACAGAGCUCCAACUACCACCGGUGUGGUCGCACUGAUAAAGGAGUCAGUGCGUUCUCCCAAGUCAUAACCAUCGAUUUGCGCUCCACACAGUUUUGUGGCGGACUGGGCGUCACACUCCCUGAAAACGUUGAUGUUAGUAGCAAGAAUAAAGCUUCUGGCUCUGAGCUUCCGUAUGUGAAGAUGCUGAACAGAGUCCUGCCCCAGGACAUUCGGAUCUUGGACUGGGCACCAGCGGCAGAGGGCUUUAGCGCACGCUUCGACUGUCAGUCCCGCACGUACCGCUACUACUUCCCUCGAGGAUCCUUGGACGUGGCAUUGAUGGCAGAAGCUGCGAAAAGGUACGAGGGCACGCAUGACUUUCGCAAUCUGUGCAAAAUGGAUGUGGGCAACGGGGUCCUGCAGUUUGAGAGGACCAUCUUGUCAGCGUCGGUCAAGCCUGUGCAGCCUCAGCACGUCUCCAGCACAGACCAAUAUGAGCUCUUCAUGUUUGAGAUCAAAGGGCUAGCCUUCCUUUACCACCAGGUACGAUGCAUGAUGGCGCUGCUUCUCCUAAUUGGGCAGAAACUGGAAGCCCCAGAGAUAAUUAAUCAGCUAAUGGAUGUGCAGAGUAACCCCAGGAAACCUCAAUACAGCAUGGCAGUAGACUACCCUCUGGUACUGUACGACUGUCACUUUGAAGGUUUGAGCUGGCAACAGGAAAAUGAAGAGGUGAACCACGUCCUGUCUGCGCUACAGCAACACUGGACCCAGAGUGCAGUCAAGACCCAUGUCCUCCAUGGGAUGAUCCAGGGUUUGGAAGCCAUAGGGGGAGUAUCGUCCAACCACUGCUGGCUAGUAGAAGGCAGCAGGCAGAGAAACUACCGGCCCCUGCUGGAGCGUCCAUGCUGCGAGAGCUUGGAGUCCAGGAUAAACCACUUCGUCAAAAGAGGCAGGCUGGAGCGGGAGGAAGGGGACAACGGAGGGGAAACUGUGCACAAAGGAAAGAGGUCCAAACAUUUCCACAGUUCCCCCAGUCUGCCCGGUUCUACAGAGAUACCGCCUUCAAAACAAAGCACAGAUCAGAAGGCAGAAGGUUAAUAUUUUCUCCCGGAGGAAUGGACUUGCCAAAGUUUAUUUUGUAGUCAUGUUUGCUCUUGUAAAACAUUGUAUUUACAUUUUUAUUUCAGGAAACAAAACAAUGGAUGCAUCUCUUUUAUUUCAUAAAAACAGUGUAUUUACAUUUUUACUCAUGCAAAUUUUUGUUUUUGCUUUGAAUUAAAUACACGUUGGAAACA
Molecule: messenger RNA, 1616 nt
Organism: Morone saxatilis (striped sea-bass)
Lineage: Eukaryota; Metazoa; Chordata; Actinopteri; Moronidae
Gene: pus3
Product: pseudouridylate synthase 3
Exons: 6
Coding region: 1-1419 (472 amino acids)
Biological process (GO): mRNA pseudouridine synthesis; tRNA pseudouridine synthesis
Cellular component (GO): cytoplasm; nucleus
Molecular function (GO): pseudouridine synthase activity; RNA binding
Source: RefSeq, a predicted model, not a curated record